Messenger RNA from Magallana angulata, 6037 nucleotides. RefSeq lists its product as uncharacterized. Bases 24 to 2063 code for a protein of 679 amino acids. The record is from RefSeq and is a predicted model, not a curated record. Lineage: Eukaryota; Metazoa; Mollusca; Bivalvia; Ostreida; Ostreidae. The transcript has 14 exons. Gene Ontology annotation, molecular function: lipid binding.
AUGACGGAAUAUUGUACAACAGGAUGUUUUUAUAUUUUUUAUCCAUCCUGGCGUUAUGUACUUGUAUAAUAACGAUUUUGUUUUUGAAAUUUACAUCUCUGAAGAAUUUGAACUCUGGAAAUCAACAUCAGCAGGGAAAUGCAUUACUGUCCUCACUUGAGUUCUUGAGGCUACUAAAGAAAUCAAAGCCAUUUCCUGUUGGUAAUGUGAAAAGUUGGAGAAUUUUGUCCUGUAACAACGGGAACAGAACAUGGACAAGGAAAUUCACCACCAGUGGGGGCACAGAUUUCAAUGCUAUCGCAAGCUUUAUCAAACUUCCCUCUUCUGCUCAGGUUGUACAUCAUACUCUAAAAGAUGCAACAAAGACAGUGGAGUGGAAACCAGGGGUGGCAUCAGCUGUAUACAGAGCUUCAGAGAGAUCCACCCCUCGUAGAUCCUCCUCUUGGAUGGACACCAGUGUAGGGGUGGAUCAAGUGAUAGAAACAGUGGCGGAGACAGUCUUCCAAGAGAAUAGUCUCAUAGAGAUGUAUGAGCAAGUUCUAACAAGAUACUGGUUUCGAGAGGAAAAUGGAUGCUGCUGGAUUCUUGAAUCAAAUAUUGAAAAGCAUGAACACACAUUUUACCUUAUACAGCCAUUGGAAGAUGUGGAUACAGCAUUACUUACCGUACUAAGCUAUUCAAACAAUACCACCAGGAGUUCAGCAGUAGAAAAAAUGGUAUCAGACCGUCUGUGUUCAAUAAAAGACUACUUCUUCUACAGAAAACUUAAGGCAACCCCGUUUGUUGAUUUAAAACUGCCAAGCAAGCACCACACUUAUCGAGGAUUCGAUGCCCUGUCUUCCAGUGAUGAUGAAGAUGACUGCAACAUCUACCAUCAGAAAUUUCUCCAUCUCCAUCCAGAGGAGAGAACAGCUGUCCUUCAAAAAUCCGAGUCCAUCCUGAAACUUUCUCCCUCCAAGUUUUCUUCCAGACAGCGAACCUUUUCGGACAAUGUGAGCAUUAAGGACCUUUCCGGAAGUGACCGAUCUCGCCCCCGCUCUCUGACACAUCCUCACUCAACUAACUCAAUACACGACUUACAUUCCAAAGACAAUAACAAUGUUGCCAAACCAGCCUCUAAUGAUUUGGUGCUAAAAGAAGAGAACGGUGCUUUAGUGACAGAGAAUGGUACUAAGGGGGAGACACUGGAACAGCUGACCCCUUCCUCCCCCGUCUCCCCUCAGGUAGUGGAUGAGUCCAUCAGUGAUAUGUCUGACUUAAGUGAAUCUUCUAGUCAGGAAAAAGAGGACCACCGUGGCACAGAUGAUGAAAAACAUGCCAGAGAGGUGGCAAAGAACACUACAUUGGCCAAUCAAGUGGCAGCAGAGUUACUGGCCUUGGUUCACCGAGUGUCAAACCUCGAUCUAAAGGCAUCAGCUCAGCAACAGCAAGAUUCAACCGGAGGAUGGAUGUUUUGUGGCUUUGAAAGUGAUGUGGUGAUCAUCAAACGUCAGUUUCAUAACAUCAAUCUAUCAGGAAGUUACAUAGGAAAGGGCAUUAUUCAGGCGUCUCCUCAAGCUGUGAUGGAUGCUGUGAAGAAUCCUAGGACAAGAUACACAUAUGAUGAUAGCUUAAAGAGAGUAGACAUCUUACAACAUGUCACAGACAAGAUCAAAAUAGUAUACUACAGCAAUGAUGUGCUCCAUAAGUUUAAGAAGUACCAGUAUGACUGGUGUGUGAUACAGAGUGAGAGACAAGAUGGAGAAAAACUAGUACUGUCAAUGGAGUCGGUGGAAAAUGACCUUCCUGUGCCUGUUGGGGUCAAUAGGUUAAAGAUUCUUCCAAGUGGGUGGAUUAUUGAACCAGUCAUUCGAGACAACAAGACAGUUUCAUUGGUGACUUAUGUCAUGCAGAUGAAUUAUGGGUUGUGUUCUGAUGGAGCAGCAGACAAAGUUCUAAUUGAUGAAAUGGUAUCCAAGCAACCCCUCAGCAUAGCCUACUUACGUCAGUACUUACGCCCGCCCCUGGCUAAGGCACGGAAGAUAUCUCCUAGCAGAAUGCACCACUCCAAGAAAACACUAUAGAGCUGUACUUGUCAAGUAACAUACUAUAGGUGAAGUAGUACAGUACAAUGUAAGUGUACUCAGCAAACUGCCAGUACAUGUACAUCUUAAUUGAGCUUGUUGCCACUUUGUGCCAUACCAUUGUUACCAUUGUUAUAAUGAUAGCUGUGUACUGAGGUACCAUUAUAUGGUGUAUAUUUACGUAUUGUGUUCCUCGAAGUCUGUUUUAAUAUCAAUAUGCUUGUUAUAAAAGAGUUUACAAUGUUUGAAAAUAUCAAUUGAGAACAAAAUGAAUGUUGCAUGUAUUAAUAUCAUAUCAGAACAACUGAAUUUCUUUUUUUACAAUUGUAUUAUUGCAGAGAAUUACGAUUUUUGGGUUAAUAUUCAGCUAACCUGAAUUGAAAGGGCCUCAGUGUUAAGAAUGAAAAUACACUGUAUGUGGAGAAAAUGUUUAAGAUCUUUUUAAACAAGACUUAUUUUAUUAAAAUGUCCAAGAUAUUUUGUAUUUGACUUUAUAAAGCUGCUCUGGUCACAGUUUUAGCUAUUGUUGCUCAGGUAAGCAGUGUGGCCCUCGAGCAACUUGUUUCUUUGGAGGGAAUAGGAAAAGGGGUUUGAUGGGGGAAAAACAAUAUGGUCUCGGUGUUUUAUUACAAACAGCACAUUUAUUGAGUGUUAUGGUAAACUGUUGAUGUUUUUCAUUAAACAAUAAGUACAAGAGCUAUUAGUCUAGUUUCAUUGUAGGUACUUACAAAAAUUUACACUUGAUAUUACUUGAAACAGUAUUUUGUAGUGUAUAUAUUUUAGUUUAAGUGGGUGCUAACUUUUGAAUCAAUAAUAUGAUACAUAUAACACAGUAGCAAUGCUUUUAAAAGGAUCACUGAAACUCCAGCUGAAUUGUACAUUUAUUAUGUUUUAUUGAACAACAAAAAAAAAGAACAAAUGCACACUUCUUUUGUAUAAAGUAGUUAUGAUUUUGAAUUAAAUUUAAAAAUAUAUACCAGGUAAGGUAAUUUAAGGUUGUGUUAGCUGACUCUGUCUGGAAAUGAUUAGCGAAAUCGUUAUUUUCUUUCUGCAUUUACCUUAAUUUAUUAUAGAUUGUCUUUCACCCUUCCUGAUGACUUACAUGACUUGUACACUUUAACGUGUACUGAAUUUAACUAUCAUUGAAAAAAUGAUAGAUUGUUUUAAUGGUAUUGAUUUUGUGAAAUGGAGACUAAUUCUACAAAUUUAUUCAAAUUGAAAUCAAGAUUAUUUCUGUUAACAUUAAUUUAAGAGAUUGAGAAUUGGAUGUGAUUUGUUUUCAGUGUUAAUAUACAUUAUGCACAUGUACUUAGAAUAUGUAUACAGUUGCUGCAUUGUAUUUAUAUUAUUCAAAAUAAGCCCACACUUGUUGUCAAAUGAGAGCUUUAAUUCAUUCAGUGAUAUAUAAUGUACUUUUAUAUUUAUUGCAUAUUAUCACAGCCAUAACUAGGCAAGCAAUGCAUGUGUAAUUUGUUUAUGAUAGCCAAUUAAGCUGAGGUUAUAUAUACACAAUUUUAAAUGUAUGAUUAUACAAUUGAGUGCAGAAUUUUCAAUGUAGAAGAAAAGCUUAAGGGACUUAUUAAUGUUCAUUUGACUUAAUAAGUUCUCCAUCAGGCUGGUCAAUUUUAAUUUUUUACAUACAUUGUAUUAUGGUGCUUUUACUACAUGCUACCUUUGUUCAGGCUUUUUAAGGAAGACUUGUGUGUGUACACAUUAUAUGUACUACCAAUAUGUUAUGCAUGUAGAUGUAAAUGUUUUAGAUCAUCAAUGGAACCUUGUAUACAAUUCCACAGAUACUUGUACCGGUAUUUAAUUUGUUUUAAUUAUAAUUUAUUUUAGGGGAUGGUAGUCAAAGUACUGUGUUUUAGUGUAAUUCAGUUGUAGAAGAUGCAUUGAGAUUGGGGUGAAUCUAGAAAGUUGAUAGCAAUUAUUGGCCCCCAAGUGUUUCAAUGAAAAAGAAUGAUGGAAUAUAAAUAUAAGGUUGAAAUGAUUGUUAAGCUCUGAACAACAUGUACACAUAUGCUGUAUAUAUGCUAUUAUCAAUUAAUAUUAUAAGUGUAGCAUAUCUGCACAAUGACCUAUCUUACGAGAUCCCCGAUAAUACUCGUACACAUUUAACUCUUGCCUUCCCUAGAGUUAGCUAUCUUUGGGGUGUUAUAUGUACUUAUGAAAUUAAUUUGAAUCUUUUUUAAACCAAACAGUAUUGCCAGAAAAAUAUAUCAUUUCAAGGUUUUUCUGAUUUUUUUUAAAUGCACAUUUGGGUUUUUUUUUCUUGUAAAGAUCUAUUUAUUUUGCUAUGUCCUGUUUUCUUUUGAACUGCAUGUACCGCUAUAUAAUUUAUUCUAUAAAUGUGUUAAACUCAAUACAUUUUACUUAUUGUGUUAUAGAGAUAGUUGAAGACAUGUAUGAGAUUAAGUAUAGCAAUUAUAUACAGUAGAUUGUCAAAAUUUAUCAUUUUCCCACAAAGUUAAACCUGUUGUGAAUAUUAUCAUUAGUUUUCAAAAAUGUUUCAAAGCUUAUACCUUGAUCAUUGCAGCAUGAAUUUAAAACCACCAUGAUUGUUACUUUUUGAAGCAAGUCAUAAAAUUUUAUCACUGUUGAAUUGAAAUGACUUACAGUAUGCAACCUGUACAGCUAUUUUGUAGAAGAUGUACAAGAUAUGGGUAAUCAUUUUAAGUUUUGUUUUAUCUACUUUAUUAUGGUGAUGUGUGUGUAUAUAUAUACAUAAUAUUAUUUUAAAUAUUGCCUUACCCCACACAAUUUACUUUUCCUUAUAUUAGAAACAACCUGUAUUCCUUAUAUUGGAAAACUGUAAACAGUGAAAAAUACUCUCCCCCCGUUUAUUUUUGCCCCAUUUGCCCUCAUUGUCAGCGGUUGAAUUUAAGAUUUGGAAAAUUCCUAUGUCUCAAACUGUCUCUCUUUAUGCACAACUUUGUCUAGGCGAAUUCAAGACAGGGUGAAGCCGUUUGUAAGUGAAAAAAGUGAAAAUAACACAGGGGCGAAAAUAUCCCUGUUUACAGUAAUCUUUAAAAUGUUUUUGUUUUAACUGCUGGUGUAUAAUAAUGACUUCUGAAAAUUUAGAAUUUCCCUUUUUUAUUCAUGAGGAAGAUUGACAUAUUUUCAAUUAUUUUUUUUUCUAUUUUUUUUUUUUUGUCUAUUUGCUUUUAUUAAUUACCUGGAUUGGAAGUUUGGGUUGGGUGUAUUUUCCUAGUCGCAUAAAUCAGCAGGAUUGUUAUCAUACAUUUAUGAUGUUACAUUUACAUUGCACAUGAACUAUACUACCAGUGUUUCCAUAUUUAAGAAGUUCUAUAACCGGUGAUAUAUAAAUUCAUUUCCAAAUCAAAACAGUUAUAAUUAAGGGUAAAAAAGUGUAAGAAUAAUUUUUUCAUUUAAUAUUUUUUUUUUAUUUCCUGUUCUGUUUUAGUUUAGUCCCAUAUUGAUUCAGUUUUAAUCAAUUUUUAUUUCAAGAGUGGUAUAUGAAAUAGAAAUACUCUGUAAACAUGCAUGAUAUUGUAGGUAAUUUAAUGUAGACAUAUGCAAUUAGACAAUGAUAAUAAAUAAAAUAUGCUGUAAAUUUUGUGAUCUUUGAAAGUCAAGAAAUGAGUUAUGCAUAUUGUAGUCAAGCUAUGCUGUGUAUCUUAUAAAAGUUGUUUACAUCUACCUGCGAUGUGAAUUUUAUAAAAAUGUUUUACUGUACUUCUAAAUGUAGUAUAUACAUUUUGUAUACAUGUAUGCAUAUUCAAAAGUUGUAAAACAAGGUCUGUAGCAAUAAACAUUGUCAGUUUGAAGUAUAUUGUGAGCAUUCUGUAGAUUUGUCAGAAACUUGUUCAGUCACAUCAGAAAGCCAGUCUAUUUUAACAAUAAUGCUAGAACUGUUUUGUUUCAGCAACCAUGUAUUUUUCUGUUGCAUGUUACCAAUAUGUUGGGUGUAUUGUUGCUCAAAUUAUCAAUAAAAAAUAACUAUUAACUCAUAA